GGUGCGCUAUUCUUGGACUCCUAAAACUCGUGCAGGUUUCAGUGGAGUAGAUGUACCUGUUCUUUUACCGGUGAAUCAUAAAGAGCAUACUAUGGCCGAAUUGUUUUCUGGGAACUACGAUUAUUUUGGCAACGCCACCGCUCCAUACAACGAGACCUACAAUGUCACUUAUAUCUUGAAUGAGAAUGAACUUGACAAUUUGCGCCAGCUCCAUGCCAUGGAUCGUGAACGGGAAAAAAUGAUGUAUGUUUACAAUUCGAUGGCGGGAUGUAUCUUUUUCUUCAAUUGCGUAGUACUAUUGUUGAUUUUAUCAAAUAGAAACGAACGAAAACAUUUUCGAAAUUGGCUGAUACUUCACAUGGCGGUUAUUCAUAUGCUACACUCAUCGAUAGCCUUACCAUUCUUGGCACAAACAUUCAAGGCCCCUUCCGCCGGACUAGUAAACGACAUUGGGCUGUGUAAAUUUCUCUUCUUCUUGUCCGACAUUUUAAACUACAUACUACACGUUUCCAUCGGUAUUCUCGGUGUGUAUCAGUGCAUUACAACUAUAUCACUGAGGUUAUUAAAAAGUGUUUCAAGCGUGUUUUUGGUGUCGAUAAUGAUGAUUCUGCCUUGGUUUGUCGUAGUCAUGCUUUCGGCAGUGUUGCGAUUGACCAUGUCGGAAGAACAAUGGGGAGGAUGUUACAUCAUUUCAGACACGACCGCGACAACACUGUGGUUCAUAAUGGCCACAGUUCUACCCUUUAUAUUGAUUACAUGCUGUUUUGUGACACUUAUUGUGUGUACUGCUGUAAAAGCAACAACAGAUUGUUCACCAUCACGAUCAGCGCGGCAUCUUCACAUGACGUAUUUUGUGGGGUUCUGUUUGUGUGUAUGCAUAAUGAUGAAAAUACCGUAUCACGUCGUAGUGUUCGAUCCGGUGAGAAUGCUGUGUUAUCAAUCACUGAAUCAGCUUGCCUGCUAUCGAAUUGAAUACGCAUUGGAUAUUGCAAAUUUGUCAGGCAUGCUAAUGAUUCCUAUUGUGUACAUUGUUCCAAAUGUCAUACACGGAUGCAGACUGUUGAAAAACAGGUUUCUGUGUAAAACCGGAGACUGUAGUACAAACGUCAAGAAACCCCAAUCGAUUGAAAUGGCAUGUAUGUCAUCUAGCGAACGGUGAAUUUGAUGAAGACUGACGGCACACUUUUAAUUUAACUUUCAUUUGAAACAUGUUUUAAUUAUUGUGUAAAGUGAAAGUAAACAACUAGUUUUAGUAAAUAUUUUGUUCGUUGCAGUAUUAUUUUUCAUAAAGAAUAUCAUACGCUUUUGUGAUUGUUGCUUAUGUUAUUUAAAAUAAUUGUGCAUGAAUAUGAUAUCAGACGCGGUUGUUGAGCGCAUAUGUGUAAGUGUAAGGUUCGGCAAGCCCUCAAACCGGUUUAAACUCCCCAUGGUUUGCAUCGACCGAUUUACGGCGGCGAUCCCAGCUGUGUUAUUUAUGUAUAUGGUUAAUACUAUGCUUUAUUUUAUGCUUUCCGGUGGUUUAAAGAGAAAUAUCAGUGAAAUUAAACUGGUAUUUCACUGUUUUAAACAGGGUUUUAAACAGUGAAAAAUAACAGUGAAAAAAAACGAUAUUUUUUCACUGUUUUACUGUGAAAUGACGUCAUUUUUCCUCCGAAAUGAUGCAUAAAUCCAGCGAAAUUAUCCAGUUUAACUAUUUAAAAAUGUAAAUUAACGGUCAAAAAAGCAUAAAGUAAAAAGAAAAUUUGUUGGAUUCGAUGGAAUAUCGAUUUUAAUUCACUCGUGAUCAUAAAAAAUACAUAUUUUCACUCGUGAAAAUAUUAUUUUAUAUGAUCACUCGUGAAAUAAAAUCGAUAUUCCAUCGAAUCCGACAAAUAUCCUCUAUAUACCUCUAGUAGAAAAGAACAAUAAUGUAUCCCCUUCUAGAGGUCUGAAAUGUCAUAUAGUUUAGACGUUUAUUGUUCUUCUUUGUAAAUAUUGUAUUGGUAUAAUAUUACUAUAGUGUACAUAUUGUAGCGUCCACAGUGAUAUCACUGAUUAUGUUUAUAUUUAAUUUUUCGCUAUCCAUAGCAAUGUAUAUACAUGACAAGAUCAUCAGUAGUUUUAUUCCCAGUGAUUUUGCUAUAGAUUCAAUUUAUUUUCCUUCUGAACAUAAAUUAAAUGAGAUAUAAAUCUAUUGGCGUCUAGUCUCCGGCCGUAAGCUCAUUGUAAUUCGUUAAAUUCGUUUUAAAUUGGUGAGGAAAUAAGAUAAAAUUACUAGCUAAUAACACGGGUGAAAGAAAGAAAACAAGAACGCAUAGUUUUGCGAUACUUCCGUAAAUUGACGUUAAGAUUAUGUUCUGUAUUUCUUUACAAAUAGUGUUUAGUUGAAUACUUGUACUUAUACUAAAGAGAUCACCUUUUACAUUCAUGGCUAAUGAACUCUUCAGAAAGUCA
This is a messenger RNA of Dreissena polymorpha, 2433 nucleotides long. RefSeq lists its product as uncharacterized. Gene Ontology annotation, cellular component: membrane. The coding region runs from base 92 to 1159 and encodes 355 amino acids. The transcript has 2 exons. Lineage: Eukaryota; Metazoa; Mollusca; Bivalvia; Myida; Dreissenidae. The record is from RefSeq and is a predicted model, not a curated record.